AUGGUAGCCCUGGAUGGGUCACCUGAAGCUUGUUUGCUUGGGCAGCCAUCUACCCUUCCACCGCAGGAAUGCCUUUGGCCAAUCCGGGCAGAUCAGCAACCUGAGGUGGUCCAUACAAUGGACGAGUUCCUGGAGAUCCUGCAGAUGCAGCGGCACUUGGAACGCGUAGUUGUCUUGCGUAACGGCAUUGAGAUGCUCGGCCAGACUGGCGCGCUGCCAGAACAGCUUUGCCAAGCAAUCGCUGGGUCGUCUGGUGUCCGUGACGUGCUAGGGCGCCUUGGACAGCAGGCUGCGUCUCGCUUCAGAGCGCGGCUUUGGCAUUACAGUGCUCGGAGCAAGGAGAAGGAAGUCAAGGUGCCUAAGUCUCGGCCACCUCCAGAUGCGGUGGACAAGAAGAGCCUAGCCGCCUUGAAGCAGGAGUUUAUGGCCCAGAAGAGCGAGGGCAAAAUCAAGUUGGAUGCGCCCCUCUACAUUUCCGAGCUUCGGUGGCAAUCCAAGGUUUCACAUCCUCUCAACCCGAACGAGUGGGUAAAAACAGCGACUUCAUGUGACAUUUUCGAUGUCGCACCGUUUUCCAAGCAGAUGCCGCUCUGGGAAAGGUCCGAGGGGGGCAUCUUCGUGGGCGAGCGUGGAGCUGGAUCAGGGCUUCAUGUGGAUCAAUGCCUGUGGUCCAACGUUGGUGAGCUCCUCAUGCAGACAAGCACGUGUGUUGAUGGCCUGUUGGCCGGUCAUCGUGCUACUAUCUCUCUUGUCCUCGUGUGCCCCAUGUACCGAGUGCACAGGCACACACAUUCAGACGAAGCAGGCACUAGCUUGACAUGCUACAAAGUCCACCACCCAUGUCUCAAACCAUUCAUGCAGCAAGGUCGCAACUGGUGCGGGUUCAAGCUGUUUGCGCUUUGGCCCUGGUCAGAGAGGCACAGGAUCCUGGACGAAGCUGGCAAAGGUGCAGUUUUCCGACCCCCAUUGACAAAGAGGGAGGAGGCUUUCAUCGGCCGUGCCAAAACCGUUGCUUUAGUUGGGCCUGGAGAUGUCUGGGUCUUUAGUGGUGGACAGCCUCACACAGCAAUGUGCGUGGGCGACGGAGUCAAUGUUUGUGCAUAUGAGUCAUUCAUCCCUGCAAACGAAGAGGCCAUGAAGCUUCUUGUGCAAUCCAACACCAAGAGUGCGCACUGGCGAAACUGUUGGAUGGAUGAUGAUGACUUAGAUGAGUUGUACGAAGAUGUGGUGGACUCGCUGCAGGAAGCGCUCAGGGACUCUAGGCUUAACCCAGAGCUCCGGCACCGUCUUGAAGUGUGUCGCCGCGUCAUGCGGGAAUGUGAGGACAGCUACUGCAAAGACUUGUGGGCACAAGAAGACCGUGGCGAGCGGCGCCGCAGAAGAGAGGAUGGAUCCAGCGAUGAAGGUGGUUCUCCGUGUUCAGAAGGCCCUUGCAAGAAGGUGCGAUCCGAGAAGUCUCCUUGUGAGUCCGCAUCAGUGCAUGGAGGGGUCAAUAGAAAGCCUGAGGUCAACAGCUUAGGUGUCCUUCAGGUGUCCUGA
Symbiodinium natans is the source of this 1539-nucleotide messenger RNA. The record is from the annotation of a GenBank genome assembly. NCBI's taxonomy places the organism in Eukaryota, Dinophyceae, Suessiales, Symbiodiniaceae.